CAGUCAAUAUGAUGAAUAUUCUCUUUCCUUUAUCAUUUCUUUCUUUUCUUAGAAAAAAUAAAAUAUUGUUACUUUCAUCAUUCCUUACCUACUACCUACGCUGUAAAGACGUGAAGAGGUCCUUUUUCAAUAUCUACUCAAAUUGCGCACACAUAUGCAAUCUCCAGCACUUUCUCAUCCCACGAAUUACACACAACCUUGGCCUUCGCUUCUAUCAAGAAUCCAGAAAGUUCCCAAGUAUUCAUCGCCCAGAUUGUGACAGCUUUCCAAUCGUAUCCCCUCCUUCGGACACACAAUAUACGAUACAUACCUACCUAGCUAUUCAAUCGGGAAAAGAAAAAGAAAAAUACCUUAGACGCAGUCCCAAAUCUAAUUCUUUAUAUACAACAAGUUCGUCACUGUAGACUCAUUAGGGUAUCUCGCUUCAACAAUUGCAUACAAUCUCAUCCAAAUCGUAGGUCGACUGUGAUAUUGUCCACAGCCUGUUGCAAUGGGUUCUUUACAAUUAUAGUACCACCAAUUAUCUUUGAAUUGUCUCGUCGACUAUGAAUUUGGAAUCAGAUUCGACCAUGGUUACGACGGCUUCUCAUCCUCGAAGACCUCCGGCACAUCUCUCCGUCUCCUUGAGGCACGACACGCCCAAUCCUAUUGAGAAUGCAAAGUCAAACUUGAGUGUGGUGAAGCAGGUCGACAAUUUUACUAAGCCAAGAAGUAACUCCACCUCUCCUUUCAGAAAACAAACAUCGGACGAUUCAGAGGAUACCGUUGCGACGAAUGUAAAUGAAUGGUUUGAUCGCUCGAAUACGCGUCCUGCGAGUGCUGUCAACCAGGACUCUGGAGAGACCAGUGACCCGCCAUACUUUCUUCAACACAGCUCUAAUGAAGACACGGAUUCCAGCAAAGAAUUGCCACAUCGAGGUAACCGAUACAAUCUACACUCAUUGAACCCCAUAUCAAGAUCUCGAGAUGGCAGUGCAUCAGAAGAGUAUCGCAGUAUCAUUGACGAUUUGACCAUCGAGAAUCAGAAGUUGAAGGAGAAAUUAAAAAGAUAUGGUCGUUCAGCGACUACCCACUUGGAGAACGAGAAGCUCUUCGAAGUCAAAAUUCAUGCCCUGUCCGCACGUAAACGAAGGGAGCUAGAAGAACUUCUUCGCUCAUUUUCUACCAGUUUUGUGAGUUCGUCAGAAGAUCUAAGCAUCAACGGUCCAGUAGGUCGACAGUCAAGAGCUUAUCCACCUUCCGGUAAACCCACAAAGCAUAAAUCCGUUUCAUCUGGGUCCAACUCCCGGCCGACUGACUCCGCAUAUGCCUCGAUGUCGAGAUCUGGGCCCUCGCAUAGCUCCUCGGCUGGGGAAGGGCAAAUGCCAACGCAAUCGCGGGUCACAACCGAUCGAAAAUUGCAAGAUUUCUUGCAGGACAUUCCUCAGGGAUUACAACCAAGGUCAUCCCUAGAGAUGUCCGAAAAUCAGCGAAAGAGGAUGGUUGUUCGGCGCCUAGAACAAUUAUUUACGGGAAAGACAGGAUCGCUCAUCGGUGCGCACAGUCAAUCUUUGCAACAGCAAGAGGUGUCCAGGUCGGCCGCGAGAGCAGAUCAAGCCUCGCAAAUUCAUUUCCACCCUAGAGAAGGUGUACGCGAAGCUCACAUCGGGCCACAUAAUAUGGAACUAGACAAGCAGGGGUUAGUAAACAAUUCAAAGAAUAGCCAAUCGCCAACAGGACCGUCAAAUUCUCCCCAAAAGUCUCGUGGAUCCCCUUCACCACAGCAAAGGCCAACCAGACCCUUGGAUUUGGAUCCAGACCGUGACCAAGUCGGUUCCGAUAACGUUGAGUAUAUUCGCCACCUUGGAAUUUCAGCACCCCAACUAUUAACGGAAGAAUCACAAGAUGCUGCCGUUGAUGCCGAGGGGUGGGUCUAUCUGAAUCUUCUCAUCAAUAUGGCACAAUUGCACAUUAUCAACGUCACACCUGGCUUUAUCAGAUCUGCCGUUACCGAAUUGAGUAGGAAACUUCAAAUAUCUCCAGAUGGCAAGAAACUGCGUUGGAGAGGUGGUACGCAAGGAACAAGAUUAAGCAGUGACAGCGGUAAUAGCAGUGUUCACCAACGAUCUCCACCCGAUAGUGAUGGCAGUGAUGAAGCUUCCCGCAAAAGACGCAAGGUUCAUGCGAACAAAUUCACUCCUACGGGACACGCACCACUGAAAAUGAUAAACCAGAGCUCAAAGAAUCCUAAAGCGACGGAUGCAUGUUUUUAUGAGCCGAUGUUUGUUUGUUAUCCACAACAUACAUCCGAGGUGUCUGGUGAUGAGAGCGAUAUUUCACCGAAUCGUUAUAGUCUUCCCGGCUUUGCGUCCCCUAUUAAGAGACUUGGCAGCAGUCCGCGCGAUGAUGGGCCAUUGAUAUUCUACAACGGAACGAAAUUCUUCAGCGAUCUUUCUGGUGAUCGUGGCGACCUUGAAACCCCGUUACAUAUUACUGGCGUUGACAAAGAUGGUUACAGCAAUCACACUGAAGAUGCUGUCGGCUGCCCACAUCCUACAAGACAUCUCCUUAAGGACAGGACUCCUUCCGGUUCUUUUCUACCAUUCAGACCGUUCAAGGACUAUUCUAAGGGAGGAGAUCUGUUUCAAGCCCCAGAAACAAGACCACAAACCCCUAGUAUACUCUCCGAUGAUACGGACUUCGAAUUCGCCACCGACAUGGGUUGUGGCGACCCUCAAUCUCCUCCAGCCCUUGUCGAAUUUGUUGCCAGUGGGCUCGCCGGCAUACAACCAGCCGACCACUUGCUUUACAAGGUACAUACACGAUGGACGGCGAAUAAUGACCAUGUUCCUUUCAAGGUUUCUAAAUUCUCUGCUCCACGUUCAACUUCGAAGAUUCUACACACAAUUUCACAGUCUUCGUUAGAUUCAUUUCACAAUCCCGAGCCUCACGAUGAGGUGGAUGGCAUAAUCAGUAAAUUGGUUCACUUGGCCGAUCCUGCCAAUGGAUCUCCACCGCACCGACCAUAUGAGAGUUUACCCAUAAAGACCGAAAACAUCUCGGAAGAAUUGAUCAUGCUUCACCCAUCGCCCCUACCCGAGCCAUCCUCUUAUUUCGACAUGCUUUCCGGCACCGAAACUUCAGCAGAGUAUUCCGAUAGCUCCUCCUCUUUCAUGGGAAUCUCUCAUAUUAGAGAUGAACCUCUAGAAAAGGGCGAAGAUCUAAUGUCAGAUAACGAUAUUCAAGUAUCAUCUGAUGACGAUGCUAUGGAUAUUGAAGACGCGGGAGAAGAUGAUGAUGAUGAUAGUAUUGAUUUGUUGGCUUAUGCAAGAGGUGCCGAUCCGGAUGCUGUGGCGACCCAGGAGGAAAGGUACGAAAUGGAAGCUAGUGAUAAGAGUGUUCAGUUGGGGAGUGCGGCGAGCAAAUCUGUCCCUCCGUUUCCGUUGGAGGAGAGUGAAGAGGUGGAACUUUGAAUGUUGUAAACAUUUAUGAGAUUUGGAGUUGAAUCUUAUUUCAUUUGGCGAAUACAGCGGGUAUGAGCAUAUUAUGGCGUGAUCUGGAGGGUUUUUUCUGGGUUUAGGUCAAUCUUGGUUGGGACUUGGGUUUGUACUAGCAGUCUAUUAAUGCUGGUUGUACGAGUGCGGGUGUGGAUCUCUGGUUUGGUUUGGCGCAAGGUGGAGAUACCAUGUUGAUUUUGAGCGAGCAUUGCUGGGUAUAGAUGGAUGAUUUUGGGGAUGAUUUCAUGGGUAUGGUUUAUAUCAUGUAUGAUGGAAUGGAAAAUCAGGAAUCAGGUUAUACCUUUAUUGCUCGGGGUUUGAUAAAUUGAGCCUCCUUAAUCUUUCUGGUAAUUCAGACAGCGUUUAGCGAUUUGUAUGUAACCUUUGAAUCUCAAUGCUCUGUUAAUUCAGGGAGAAUCUGUAUUCGAGAUGCUCUAUUGAAAUUAGUUUGUCAAUUUUAUU
Botrytis porri is the source of this 3938-nucleotide messenger RNA. RefSeq lists its product as uncharacterized. NCBI's taxonomy places the organism in Eukaryota, Fungi, Ascomycota, Leotiomycetes, Helotiales, Sclerotiniaceae. Gene Ontology annotation, biological process: regulation of DNA-templated transcription; circadian rhythm. The transcript is spliced from 2 exons. Bases 546 to 3452 code for a protein of 968 amino acids. Gene Ontology annotation, cellular component: cytoplasm; nucleus. The record is from RefSeq and is a predicted model, not a curated record.